Molecule: messenger RNA, 1241 nt
Organism: Mollisia scopiformis
Lineage: Eukaryota; Fungi; Ascomycota; Leotiomycetes; Helotiales; Mollisiaceae
Product: S-adenosyl-L-methionine-dependent methyltransferase
Exons: 4
Coding region: 36-1241 (401 amino acids)
Molecular function (GO): O-methyltransferase activity
Source: RefSeq, a predicted model, not a curated record
CUUAGGCUCUUUCUAUUUUAGCACAUUUAAUUAAUAUGAGCUCAGUAUCGGAUCCGUCUCUCGACGUCCUUCUUCAUAGCGUUUCGUCGCAAACAAGUAUCGGCCCUGCUCAUAUAGAAGACAAACACUCUAGACCUCAGCUACUGAAAGACCUUCGCAAAUUAAUUUCGGCUUUAGAGACGCCAGAAUACCAUGUGCAGCGAGUUGUAUUUUUUCCAUCGACCUACGCCUGUGCCCGGAUAGCAAUCGAUCUCAAGCUGUUCAAUAUCAUAGCGGAUGCGUCAGGUGGCAUUUCGUCCUCAGAGCUUGCUACCAAGACUGGAGCGGAGGAACAACUUAUUGUCCGUGUACUUCGGGGCUUGACAUAUGCUGGUCUAGUCACAGAGGCAGGAGAUCGUGUUUAUGCAGCAAAUGCGAUCACCCAGCAUCUGAAGACGCCAUCCGUACAAGCAGGCAUGAUUCACUUCUAUGACGCUGGUCUCAGAAGUCUAAGCACCAUGCCAGAAUACUUCCGAAAGAAUGGCUUCAAACUGCCUUCAGAUUCAGUAUCCGGUCCGUUGCAAUAUGCGUUUCACACUCCUCUUGAGUCAUAUGCAUAUUGGAACACCAUGCCGGAGUUCGCAGACAAUUUCAAUACGUUCAUGGCCGGGAAACUAGGAGCGACAAAGACCGGCCAGUCAUGGGAGAAGAUGUAUCCCGUCAAGUCAAACAUUAUUGAUGCUUUCGAUCAGAAAAUCGGCGACACCAUGUUUGUCGACAUAGCAGGCGGUCGUGGACACGAAGUCGCCCAGCUUAAAAUUGAUUACCCCAAUGCGCCCGGAAGAUUCAUUCUCCAAGACUUACCAGCAGUUAUUGACGAUGUCAAGGACUUACAUUCUGGUAUUGAGCGUAUGAAGUUCAAUUUCUUUGAUCCUCAACCCAUUCGUGGCAGUCGAGCCUACUUCAUGGCAAACAUCAUGCACAAUUGGACAGACGCAGACUGUCGAAAGAUACUGCUCAAUACAGCCAAAGUGAUGGUCAAGGGAUAUUCGAAACUUCUGCUCAGCGAUCAUAUCCUUCCCAGCACUGGAUGUGGAUUAGAGUCACUGGGGAGAGAUAUUGGGAUGCUGUCACUGCAUGGAGGUGUGGAGCGGUCAGAAAGUCAGUGGACUGCACUUCUCGAAUCUGCGGGACUCAAGGUGGUUAAAUUUUGGUACAUGGAUAAGGGAGAAGGUUUGGUCGAAGCUGAAUUGCAAGACUAA